AUGGCGACUGCUGCACCUCCCAGGGCCCCGCCUACCUCGCGACGAUCCAUUUCCAGCACGGGCUCUACUUCCACUUCCUCCUCAAUUGUCAAGGGCGCGACUGCCAGGUCCGCCGUAAACCCUCGCGCAUCCCCCUCUCUGAGCUCACCCGCACGGAGGACUUCUGUCAAAGCCGUGGCACCCUCCGCACCCGUCAAUGGCACUGAGACACGCGAGUCUUUGUCUGCUUCUCUCAAGGAGGAGACGGACAAGAAGGAGAAGCUUCUUGUGCAAAUCCAAGACAAGGAGCAGACGAUCACAGAGCUCUCGACCGAGAACAGCAACCUCACCUCUGCUCUUAAUGCCGCCGAAUCACGUCUCCAGGAGUUUUACGCCGACCAGAGUCGCAUGGAGGAAGAGAUGGCUGCCCGCAUAGAGGUCAUCGAGAAGCUCCGCACACAAGUCCGGGAUCUGGAGAAGGAGAAACGUGACGUUCAGAAGAGAUAUAACGAGCAGACGACUACGUUCGAUGCCGAGCGGCAGGCUUUCUACGACAACGAGCAGCACCUCAAGUCCCGCAUACAAUCCCUCACCCAAGCCCGCAAGCAGCUGCAGCCUGUCCUUACGUCUCCGUCCGUAAUUUCCAUUGCCGAGUCCGAAAUGGACGUAGAAGAUACUCCGACCGAGGAGCCCGAGCCCAUGCAAGACAUCAACGACCCCGAACAGGAACCCGCCGAGAUGACUGCGCUUCGCCUCGAGUUGUCCACCCUCUCAACCUCCCAUCACUCUUUGCAGUCAACGCUCGUCCUUCUUCAGACGCAGCUGAACGACUUGAAGCGCGUCAAUAACGAGCUGCAGGAGGAGAAUGAGUCGUACAACAUCCUCCUCCGGGAGAGGACACUCAACGGCCAGUUCGACGUUCUUCGUAUGGGCGGUACGAGCGUCACGGAGGCGAGUGACAGCAGCGAAGCCGGAGAUGAUGACGACCGGGAUGCGGAGAGCCUUCUCAGCAGGAACACGAGCAAGAGCGUUCUCGACCCCGUCGACGAACGCGACGAGCGUUUGGAAGAGCAGACGGCGGAGCUCGACCCCGAGUUCCAGCAAGACGACGCAGAGGCAGAGUCCAAGGACCCCGACUCCCCCGCACGUGGCCCUCGCCGUGGCGGCCGCAGGCGAACAACGUCGACUACCUCUCUCUCAUCGUCCGCACCUCGCGGCGAGUCAUUGGCCAACCUCCCGAUCACUGGACCUGGUCUCGACUUGGCUGCAGAACUCGGCCGUGCUGAGAACAAGGACAUCCUCGAAGGACGCGCACCGCUGGAAAACGACCGGUCUGUCCUCAACCCCAAGGGCAAGCGCGGCCGCAAGGGCACCGAUCGUAAGGCCUCCUCUAUGUCGGAGGGCGCUAUCAACCCCAAUGCGGUUCCCGACGAUCUCGAGACACUCAAGUCCGAGGUCAAGAACCUCAAGGACGCCAACAAGGCACUGUCCCUGUACGCCUCCAAAAUCAUCGACCGCAUCAUCUCGCAAGAAGGUUUCGAACAUGUGCUCGCCGUCGAUUAUGACAAAUCCGCGUCAUCGCCUCCCCCGCAGUCUGCCAAAUUCACGACGUUCAGCAACAUACCCAACUCCCCCGCUCUCUCGCAACCGCCUAAGAGGGCGCGGCCGCAGUCGGCGUUCUUCUCCCCUGCCUCUAACGCGUCUUCAAGCGGAACGCCACCACAAGAGCGCCUGACCACAUUCGAUGAUAUACGCGCCGCGGCGGCCGCCUCGAAGGGCCCGACCACCACCGAAAGCGGACCACCUGCGGCUGCACCCUACUCCCGCGCGUCGCGUCGGUCGCUCUCGUUCGACUGGAGCAAGUUCUCGAUGUUCGGCGGCGCAGAGAAGAAGCCCGACCCCCACCUCCGUCCGCUCACCUUGAAGGCGGGCGCGAGCUCUGUCGUCGCGAGGAAGCUCGACACCCAGGAGGAUGAGGAGGACCGGCGCGAGCGCGAGCGGCUCCACGCGACGAUGAAGCUCAUGGGCAUCGACAAGCCAUUGAGCCACGCCGUGGGCACCGGCAAGCCCUCACUCCCCGCGACGCCCGUCACCGCAAGCACCGUCACGCCCUCCACGGCGGUGCCGAUGUCGCCCGCGACGUCGUCCCGCUUCUCGUUCUUCCGCCGCGCGAACUCCGACGCGGGCUCGAUCCACUCCUCGCCCGCGCUUGGUGGGGGUUCGGGGACCUCGACCCCGAAUCUGAAUCUCACCCAGGAGGCGCUGGAGCAGGCCGAGGUGCAGGGCGCGAUCGCGGCCCUCGACGCCCACGAACGGCAGCUCAGCCAGGACAUUGCGAAGGGGUCCCCCGGUGGCUUCACCGAGAUCAUGCCCCGUCGCAGCGGUGACCGGCGGAGCAGCCGUCGUAGCGGCAGCGGAAGCACAGUGUUCAGCGCGGGGCUGAAAGGAGAGGACGACGAUUGA
Molecule: messenger RNA, 2442 nt
Organism: Epithele typhae
Lineage: Eukaryota; Fungi; Basidiomycota; Agaricomycetes; Polyporales; Epitheliaceae
Exons: 3
Coding region: 1-2442 (813 amino acids)
Source: RefSeq, a predicted model, not a curated record